This is a messenger RNA of Zingiber officinale, 3393 nucleotides long. Its product is annotated as disease resistance protein RPS2-like. The coding region runs from base 1 to 3393 and encodes 1130 amino acids. The transcript has 8 exons. NCBI's taxonomy places the organism in Eukaryota, Viridiplantae, Streptophyta, Magnoliopsida, Zingiberales, Zingiberaceae. Gene Ontology annotation, molecular function: protein binding; ADP binding. The record is from RefSeq and is a predicted model, not a curated record.
AUGGUAAAGUGUUCUCCAGCAGUCAGUGUUUGGAUGCACUAUAGGUACUCCCGAUUUGUUGGUUAUUCUCGGUUGAGCAGGUUACAGAUAGAGAAGGUGUUGUGUCGCUCAGAGGUCUUGGCUGUCAAUCCCACUCGAGUUCAGAUUUUUGUUCGAGUUAUUUGGGUUAUUUUUCGAUGCCUUGAUGAGGGGGCCCACCCCGUGGAGGAUAGCUGCCACGGUGGAAGUAAAAGUCAAGGUGGUCAACGUUCAGAUAUCAUCGAUCAGUUGGGCGAUAAGUGGAGCUUCGGCCGAUCGGACGAGACAGGAGUAGCGAAGUUCCAGCUGAACGGGCGGGACACAGGAGAAGCGAAGUUUGGGCCAAGUAGCCAACCCGCUCAGGCAGCAACAUACUCCCUCUAUUAUCCAUCAACAUCAUUUUGGGAGUUAGUGCCGCUGACACCAGGCAUGGACAACCAGAAGAUCAUACGGGAAAACUUUGGGAAGCAUGCUGACCUUGGGGAGCAUGCACGUGCUCUACAGGAACUCUAUAUAAAGGGGGAUCCAAGCAUCGGCGGAGUCUCAUCUGAGACGAUGAUGAACACCUUCACGCAGGAGUUGAUUGAAGGAGAGUUCUUCCGGUUACUCAUCAGGAAGCUGCCCAGGGACUUCGACCACCUACUCAGGAAGGCCAAUGAAUACAUAAACAUGGAAGAAGCCCAGACAGCGAGGAAGAAGGAAACGUCGGCCGAGCCUGCGUCGACGCUCGAGAGGCGACCAUCGAACAACCUGUUGGCCCUCAGUUGCUUGAAGGAUUGCACCUCCGAUUCAUGCAAUUAUGUCGUGUCCUACGAGGAUAAUCUGAGCUCUCUGGCCGGAGAGGUGAGCCAGUUGAAGAGCAAAAGUGAAGACGUCAAGCGAGAGGUGGAAGCAACGAUGAGGCAAGGCCUCAGGCCCCGCAACGAGGUGCUCGGCUGGCUUAGCGCCGUCGAAGAAGUAGCAGGUGAAGCGGAUCAAAUUCGCGCCAAAUACGAGAGAAUGGUCAAGUGUUUUUGCCGCUUUCCCGCCAACAUUUGUACCAGCGUCAAGCUUCGGAGAAGAGCCGAGGCAGCUCUCGCGUCUGCUCGGGAGCUGAAGCAGAGAGACUUGCCGGAGGUGGUCCACCGCCACAAUCUGGUCCGCUUCAUCAGGAUGCAAAAUCAACAAACGGCGGGGGCGGAGAAGGCGUUCGAGGAGCUCCAGCGACACGCGAGAGACGACGGCGUGACCUGCUUCGGGAUCCAUGGGAUGGGCGGCGUCGGCAAGUCCGCACUCUUGAGGGAGUUCAACAAUUACCUUGAGAACGAGCUGGAGUAUCUGGAUAUCAUCAUCUUCCUCGAGUCAUCGACUGAGCAUAAGGUGGAGGAGCUUCACAAGUUUUUGUUCGCCCGACUGAACCUGACAUGGCAAAACGGCGUGAGCCAGAUGGACAGAGCCGCCAACAUAUUCCGCGUCCUGAGCCAGUUAAAAUUCGUGCUGAUAGUCGACAAUUUAUGGGAGCCUUUGGAUUAUCGAGCCGUAGGAAUUCCAUUUCCGGAGCCGGAAUCUAGAUGCAAGAUCAUCGUCGCCUCACGGAUAGAGGACGUCUGCAGCCACAUGAGAAUGGAAAGGAUGAUUAGGAUGGAGCGCAUAGAAGAAGAAGCCGCCUGGGAGCUCUUCAGAUUCAAUGCAAGGCUUGAACCCAACGAAGCUGAUGAACGCAUAAUCAGAAUUGCUAAAGUGAUGGCCAGGAAGUGCGGCGGCCUGCCGGCGGCGCUCGUCGUCGUCGCCCAAACGAUGGCCAACAAGAAGACCGUCCAAGAGUGGAUGCACGCCGUCAACCUCAUGAGGGACGCUCCUUUCCAGCUUCCAGGUAUGGAAGAACGCGUUCUGUAUCCUCUUAAGCUGAGCUACGAUCGCCUUCUCACCGACAGGGAUCGACUAUGCGCCUCCUAUUUCUCUCUGGUGCCGGAAGGAUGUCUCGUCGACAACUAUUUCAUCAGGAAGCUAUGGAUCGGAGAAGGGAUCAUAGAUGACUUCAACAAUGUCUGGGAGUCUGCGAACGAGGCACACUAUUUGCUCGGAAUGUUGAGUUCAUCCUCUUUGAUACAAAGAAUUGACGGCAAAAGCUAUGCAUCAGAAAAACCAAUUGAAAGUGACAGAUUCAAAAUGCACCCGAUGACUCGAGCCAUGAUUCUGUGGGUGGGAAGGGAGUGCGGGAAGAAGGGAAGCAAAUGGUUGGCGCAUUAUGGAGAUGGACUAGCAGAAGCACCAACAGCUGAGAAAUGGAGGGUCGCAGAGAGAGUCGCGCUUGGUCAGAACAAGAUAAAAGCUCUGCCGGAGGCCCCUCAAGCUCCAGACUUGAUUUACCUUGAUCUUGGAUACAACGAUCUUCUCGUGAAAAUUCCAAAUGGUUUCUUCUCGCGGAUGCCGAAGCUCAAGAUCCUAGACCUGCAAGACAAUCCCAUAGAAGAUUUUCCUGUGGGGAUUUGCAAUCUGGCACUCCUGCAAUUUCUCACCCUAUCAGGCACUAAAAUCACAUCCCUGCCGAGGGAGCUCGGGGGUUUGGUGAACCUGAGGUACUUGGCAUGUUCAUCAACGACACGCUUGAAAAGGAUCCCUGACCAACUCAUGUCGAGGCUUCAGGAAUUGCGGUGGCUCAAGAUGUGCGACGGCUACAACCAAUGGAGGGCGGCACCAUCGGAAGAAGAGGAAGCUUAUCUGGAAGAGCUGGAAGUCCUGACGAAGUUGAAGGUUCUCGGAAUCGCCAUUAGCACAGUAACUUCCCUUCGGAGACUAUUCGAGUCACAGAGGCUAACGACGUCCGUGCAUUGGCUUCAAGUAGAGGACUGCCGAGGCCUGACGCGGCUCGACAUUCCGUCGACAGAAUUCCCUCAGGAAAGUAUGCCAAACAUUAUGGAGCUGCGAGUGCACGCAAUGAAUGAACUGGAAGAGUUUGCAAUUCAAGGUACUGCCCUUGCAAAUCUAAUGGAGCUGCACCUCUCCCAUCUUCCAAAGGCUUCCCUUGUCUGCAGGGCCGUUGGGUGCCUUGGAAGUCUUCGAACACUAAGAAUUGAGAACUGUAAGGAGAUAGCUCGACUAAUACAAUUGGACGCCGGGACAAACGAUGGCGAGGAGAUAGCCAUCUUCCCUGCUCUCAAACGUAUGGUGCUCAAGCGGCUGCCAAAAUUUGAGAGUUUUAGUGAUGAGAGUCGAACAGUGACAUUUUCUUCGUUGGAGAGCAUUGAGAUUGAAGAAUGCCCUAAACUAACAAGGCUUAAUCUGUGCUGUGGGAAGCUGAAGAGUGUCAGAAGCGAAAGAGCAUGGUGGGAUGAAUUGGAAUGGGAGGAUGAUUUGACCAAAUUGUCUUUUGAGAACCUCUUCAAACCUCUGUAG